AUUUUUGUUUCAUAUCAAGAAAUGGAUGAAAAGAGGCUGCUGGAUCCAGGGUUGAAGGUUCAUAAAGGCCUCUGGGAUUAUACUCCGAAGAACCAGCAGAUGGAAUGCCUGAGUGACUGAAGAAAAUGGGUGCUAAUGCAUCUAACUAUCCUCAUUCAUGUUCCCCGAGGGUAGGGGGAAAUUCACAGGCCCAACAGACUUUUAUAGGGACAUCAUCGUAUUCUCAGCAAGGCUAUGGUUGCGAAUCAAAAUUGUAUAGUCUUGACCAUGGCCAUGAGAAACCACAAGACAAAAAAAAGAGAACCUCUGGUCUCGCUACCCUCAAAAAGAAGUUUAUUAAGCGUCGAAAAUCCAAUAGGUCUGCUGAUCACGCCAAGCAGAUGCGAGAACUCCUCUCUGGGUGGGAUGUUAGAGAUGUCAAUGCAUUAGUGGAGGAAUACGAGGGAACUUCAGCCUUAAAGGAGCUUUCUCUACAAGCCAGCCUGGCUAGACCAGAAGCCCGGACACUGCAGAAAGAUAUGGCUGAUCUUUAUGAGUACAAGUAUUGUACAGAUGUAGACUUAAUAUUUCAAGAAACUUGUUUUCCUGUUCAUCGUGCAAUUUUGGCAGCAAGGUGUCCAUUUUUUAAAACACUGCUUUCUUCCUCACCUGAGUAUGGGGCAGAGAUAAUAAUGGACAUCAAUACAGCUGGUAUUGACAUGCCCAUGUUUUCUGCUUUGUUACACUACCUUUAUACGGGAGAGUUCGGAAUGGAGGACUCAAGGUUUCAAAAUGUCGAUAUUCUUGUUCAGCUUAGUGAAGAAUUUGGAACACCAAAUUCACUUGAUGUAGAUAUGCGUGGACUCUUUGAUUACAUGUGUUAUUAUGAUGUCGUCCUUAGUUUUUCUUCAGACUCUGAACUGGUUGAAGCUUUUGGUGGAAAUCAGAACUGUCUAGAUGAAGAGCUCAAAGCCCACAAGGCUAUCAUUUCUGCACGGUCCCCAUUUUUUCGAAAUUUGUUACAAAGGAGAAUACGGACUGGUGAAGAAAUAACAGACCGAACUUUAAGGACCCCCACAAGAAUUAUAUUAGAUGAGUCCAUUAUACCAAAAAAAUAUGCAAAAGUGAUAUUACACUGUAUGUAUACUGACAUAGUGGACCUCUCUGUUUUGCACUGUAGCCCCUCUGUGGGGAGUCUCAGUGAAGUUCAGGCUCUCGUUGCAGGGAAGCCAAACAUGACCAGGGCAGAAGAAGCCAUGGAACUUUACCACAUAGCGCUGUUCUUGGAAUUUAACAUGCUUGCACAAGGCUGUGAGGAUAUCAUUGCUGAGAGCAUCUCAUUAGAUACCCUAAUUGCCAUCCUCAAGUGGAGCUCUCAUCCAUAUGGCUCUAAAUGGGUGCACCGACAAGCUUUACAUUUCCUCUGUGAGGAAUUUUCCCAGGUCAUGACUUCGGAUGUUUUUUAUGAACUCAGCAAAGAUCAUCUGCUUACUGCUAUCCAGUCUGACUACCUACAGGCAAGUGAACAAGAUAUCCUUAAAUAUCUGGUCAAAUGGGGAGAGCACCAGUUGAUGAAAAGAAUAGCAGACAGAGAGCCAAACUUACUGAGUGGUACUGCCCAUAGUGUGAAUAAAAGAGGUGUGAAAAGACGAGACCUGGACAUGGAAGAGCUGAGAGAGAUCCUUUCUCCUCUCCUACCUUUCGUGCGAAUUGAACACAUCUUACCUAUACACAGCGAGGUCUUAAGUGACGCACUGAAAAGAGGCUUGAUUAGUACUCCUCCAUCAGAUAUGCUGCCUAUAGCUGAAGGUGGGAAGUCAAAUGCCUGGCUGCGGCAAAAAAAUGCUGGCAUAUAUGUCCGUCCUCGACUGUUCUCUCCCUACGUGGAGGAAGCAAAGUCAGUGCUAGACGAGAUGAUGGUGGAACAAACAGAUCUUGUGCGUUUGCGAAUGGUUAGAAUGUCCAAUGUGCCAGACACGCUUUACAUGGUCAAUAACGCUGUGCCUCAGUGCUGUCACAUGAUCAGCCACCAGCAGAUCAGCAGUAACCAGUCCAGCCCACCCUCUGUUGUUGCCAAUGAAAUUCCAGUUCCCCGUCUCCUCAUGAUGAAGGACAUGGUCAGGCGACUACAGGAGCUGCGACACACGGAGCAGGUGCAGAGGGCCUACGCACUGAACUGUGGGGAAGGUGCCACGGUCAGCUACGAAAUCCAGAUACGCGUUCUGAGAGAGUUUGGUCUUGCGGACGCUGCUGCAGAGCUCUUGCAGAAUCCUCACAAGUUCUUCCCUGAUGAACGUUUUGGGGAUGAAAGCCCACUCUUGACAAUGAGACAGCCCGGGAGAUGCCGUGUCAACAGUACCCCUACCGCAGAAACCAUGUUUACAGACCUGGACUCUUUCGUGGCCUUCCAUCCACCCCUGCCGCCUCCACCGCCUCCAUAUCAUCCCCCAGCUACCCCGAUCCAUAACCAACUGAAAGCAGGCUGGAAACAGAGACCUCCCAGUCAGCACCCUUCACGUUCAUUUUCUUACCCUUGUAACCAUUCGCUGUUUCACUCCAGAACAGCUCCUAAGGCUGGCCCUCCCCCAGUCUAUUUGCCAGGUGUUAAAGCGGCACCCCCCGAUUGUACCAACUCCACAGGACUAGGGAGACAGACGGUAGCAGCGGCGGCGGCGGCGGCAGCGGCUGCCUCGGCAGCAAUAGCAUCGGAGAAACAAGUGUGUACACAACCUGUGCUAAAUGAUCUGAUGCCGGAUAUCGCCAUGGGCGUGUCCACACUGUCACUCAAGGAAAGGAGGCUUCCAGAACUCGCUGUAGACACGGAAUUAAGCCAGUCGGUUUCUGAAGCUGGACCAGGGCCUCCCCAACAUCUAUCGUGCGUUCCACAGAGGCAUACACACACUUCUCGAAAAAAACACACGCUUGAGCAAAAGACAGAAGCUAGAGAAAAUCAGCAGGAAUAUCCAGAUUUCUAUGACUUCUCCAGUGCUGCUUGCAGGUCCUCUACUCCUGCUCCUAGCAGGCGCACCCCUUCCCCUUCACAAGGUGGAUACCUGGGUCCUGAUUUAUAUAGCCACAGUAAGACGUCACCAAGCGGCUUAAAGUCAGUUUACCUACCUAGCCAGACGUCACCUAAAAAACAGGAAGAAGCUAGGAGAGAAUAUCCACUUUCCCCUGAUGGGCAUCCGCACAGACAGAAGAAUGAGCCAACACACCUGGACGUCAUCGAGCAGCCUUCCCAGCGGCCAGACUUCCCUUUGGUAGCCCCAGAAAAUUCUGGUAGUGGUCCGGCCCAUGUCAGGGGACGAACCACAGUAGAAACCGAUUUAACUUUUGGGCUGACUCCUAAUAGACCAUCCCAUUCUGCAUGUACUUCUGAAGCUCCAGAAGAGAGGUCCAGUAGAAGACUGACAGACAGUGAGUCCAUGGGCCGGGGAGCUCAGAGGAAUACCGAUGUGGAGAGGGAGGAUUCGGUAAGCAGAGGAAGGAGGUCACCAAGCAAGCCAGACUUCCUCUACAAAAAGUCUGCCCUCUGAGAGCAACCUCCAUGUCUUCUGUGCCUGAGAUGUGAAGCAUCCCAUUUAACGAUGCAACCCAACAACUUACCAGUGUCUCGAUGCCAGCUGAUAACUCCGUUUCACGUUAUUUUAUUCUAGGUUGUGUGUGUGUGUGUAUAUAUAUGUGUGUGUUUAUUAGACAUGGCAUGCUAAGAGGGUUAUUUUGAAUGGUGUCUAUUUUGGUUAUUUGAAUUUGUCUAUUUUGUGUUUGAAUAAUUAUGUCGGGAAGCAUUUUUAAGAGCAAGCAGCUGGCACUUUUCUUUCUUUACAAAUGAAAUUUUUUUGCACUUGUACAUUUACUUUAUCUGUAUUAGUUUUAUAUCUGUAUGUUAGACUUUGUUGCCACAUUUAAAGAACUGUAUUUUCAUACUUUUUUGCAUUUUACCUUUCAUCUACCAAUUUCCAUGUGCAUCGGAUUGCACACUAAGAUGUAUUUUCUUAUGAAAUAGUUCUGUGUUUAUUUUUUAAUUAUAGAAAUUCCAAAGAACAGCACAUCAAAAUGCUCCUCUCUUUUCAGUAAUUGUUUUAGUUGAGAAAUCUUCCUGCUCAGUGUCCAUAAAUCUAAUGUCAUUCUUUUUUAAUAAGUCUUGGAAGCUGGUCUUCAUUCCUUCAGCGAGAGUCCAAUCAGAGUCCUGAAGCUUUCUGGUUCAGUAAAGGACAGGCAGGAGAGACGCUCUCUGGGCCCAGGCUGAAGCUGUUGCUUUAUUCGCAGUGUGCAUGCUGCCAGAAUCACUGCCAGUUCUGGUUUGGCAGAGCCAGAGAGCAUCACCAGAUGAGGUUGCGAAGAGACCUGAUUCCUUGGGCUUGUACAGCCAGGGGACAGUGAAGUGCCGCAAAGGGCUCCUGGCUCUGAGCACCGACUCUCCAGCUGAGGCGGGUGGAAUGACUGCUCGCUGCCUUCCGUCGUCGCGCUCUCUAUGGGAAACACAAAAGGGCUUCAGUCUUACGGAUGUUCUUGAUGUUUGUAAGCUUCUGUUUUCUUUUAAAUGUUUUUCAAAGUUUGUCUGAAUUUUGGUGUCUUAUAAAAAGUUGUUGUAUAAUGCAUAAUGCUUUGUCACCAAAAACAAACAAACAAACAAACAAACAAAAACACCACACUUUUCAGUAAACACUACAUGUCCUACUUGAACUCCAUUGGGGAUGCUGGUUUGGGUUUUACUGAACCACUGAGCACAUGGGAUCUUUUAAGGUCCUCUCCCUUGGAAGGGCAAAGUGUGAGCUAAGGACUGUUUUGUUUUGUUUUGUUUUGUCUAGUUUUGUUUUGUUUUGUUAUUCUCCAAUGUAAAUAUCUUAGUAUUUGAGUUUUUAAAUCACUUCAACAUUAUUUGAGCAUUCACUUUGUAUUUUUACAAACACAUACACAGCCGUAGCACUUAGAAGAAAAGAGAAUUCUUGAACAUCCCCUCCUGUGAAGGGUAUUUGGGAACCUCUUUUCUAUGUACGUAUGUGUAUAUAUAUAUAAGUAUAUAUAUAAGACUAUGAAUCACUCACAUUCACUCUAAAACUAUGCAGGGCUAGGGAGCCUUUACAAGCUACCAUAUAACGAAUCACAUGCACUUUGAAGUAAAUAGGUUUCUAUUGGGUGUCAACAACUCUGAUUUUUCCCAAAACUAUAGUUUCUCUUGCAGUCUUUUCCUAUUUUACCCUGUGGAUAUACACUCAGGAAUAAUCUGACAUUUUAAAAGUUCCUAACAGUAGAUAAUCUCAAACAUAGGGAGGAUGUCAGCGUCUCUGCAUAUACCAGCAGACUGCUGGCCUGCGGCCUGCCUAGUUCGCUGCUGCCCAUGCGUGUGUGCUCAGUGGUGUCGCAUACUGAGCUCUCAGUUAGCACUCACCUGCUGCCAUCAGCUACACCUCGCCUUUAAGGCUUCUUUUUUACAAAUGCAAAAGCAUAGGACUCUGUUCUCAUUUUUAAGAAGUUUAACACAAUAGAUGAUGGUGUCUGCAGCUCAGUCUCAGCUGUCUUUCUUCCAAAACAAAAGUUAAUUCCAUCAGAUUUCUUAAUAUGUAUUUACACACAUGUGUUGAUAGGAGUGGUUUUGAUACAGUUUUACAUUUCUGUUCUGAAUCAGACUGUACUAUGCUGGCAAUGCAGGUAAGAAUAGGUAGACCCAGUUUGGAUGAGUAAACCUAAUUUGGGGAAGGGGCCUUAAUCAUUUCUGGCCAGCUGUCCGUCCCCCCCACACACACACACAAAAAAUGUUAGACUAGGGCUAUUGAUCCCAUAUAUUGAUUUUUCUGAAAAUUCAUACUCUUUCAUCUCCCUCAGAUAUAAUUAUGAAAUUAAGUGGCCACUGUUCAUGGUCUUAUUUAGGUUUGCUUUUAAUAAUUUAGUAGCUUACCUGGCUAAAAUAUAUGAAUAGAAACUUCCUUUCAUCUGUGGGUUUGUGGAUCGAUGUGACUUGGAGAAGGUAGACACGGUUUUGUGUGUGUUAGGGUAGGUGUUACUGGACUUCUCACAUGUCUCGUGAUGUUUGGUUGAUAGGGUAGGCUGAGUAACUUUGUGCCUCUGGCUUUUGAACCCAUCUGUUAAAUCUUUCUUAAUGACGUACUAAGAUAAAUGUGAAGUCUAAGUAAGUUGCUCUCAGAAAAAAAUAGGUGUGUGUAUAAUAUAAAAUUUAGGCCACAGGAACUGGCGUUUUUCUUGGUGUAGAAAUGUAUUGAGAACCAAAACACAAUAAUACUGGAUUUCCUUUGGAGGCCAUGGACAAUCAGGCCGUUAGGACAAUCACCACUUCCGAUGCCUGCUGUGUUGAGGUUGGAGAAUUACCUUUAGAUACUGGAGUAGAAGACUCCAGUUUCUUAUGGAUGCUGUUGGUCACUUUCUUAAAUUAUUGUUAUAGAUUUUGAUGAAGAAGUUCAAAGUCACUUGUGUUUCUUAAGGCAGAAACCAGCAGCAUGAAGUAAAAAUGGUCCAAAACAUAGUUUGGAUUUUCUGUGUACAGUGCCCAUUUGCACAUGCCCCUUUAGUUUUGUUUCUGUCCCAAAACCCACGCUAGCCUGACACUUCAAUAAUUCGUUAGACUUUAAGGAUUUUUCAUGAGUUCCAUAUAUUUAAGUCUUUUUAUAGAACACUCUGUAUGAAACUUAACCUAAUUCUUGUUUUGGCCUCCUCAGAAAUCUCUGGGUUUUUUGACACUUGUCAUCCUUUAUUGGUUUUUCUUGUGAUGUGUAGUUUGGUCCCAGCAGUGGGCACACACAUGUACAUACGAGUGCAGAUGAUGGUGCAGAAUGUAAAGGAGACGGCCAGCGCGGCAGAGCCGGGCUCCAAGCCGACCUCCAUGCGCCAUGCUUAAGAGCUGUUGAGUUAACACUUCUCAGUAGCUACCUGCAGAAUAUGUGUUUUCCUAAUGUUGAGUUUGCCUUCUAGGUAGGGGAAAGUGCAUUUCAUAAAACACUUGUAAGAUACUUGUUUUGCAAUUAUGAGACAUUCAUGCUUUUUGUCUUAGGUCUGAAUUCAAAGGGAAAUGCUUCUUUGACUUUCUUUUACUGUUGGGUAGACCCUCAGCUUUCUCUUGUUACUAUACAUUUAGCAGCAGUGAUGGGUGCUAUUCCCAGGUCUGCAAUGGUUUACUUAGUCUGUUAAGCGAUUUACUUUCAAACCUCAUUACAGAUAAAUCUUACUAAAAGAGAUACCGUGCACACCGCUAAAAGGUAUUUUACUGGUUUCCAUUGACAUGGUUGUAUGAACAAUGUUUGAUGAAAUAUUCAGUUGUCUUUUUGCCCCAUAGAUUGCAGUAGCUGUCACGUAGUUGUUUGGUAAGUCCUUUGAUUUUAUUGUUUUCCUCUGGAAAACCCUCAGACUGUGUGUCAGUCCUCCAUAUGAUGAAUAUUAUAAUGCCGUGCCGUCUCUGUAAGAAGAUCACUUGCGAGUAUGUGUCUUGGAGAUAAUCUCGUGUGUUUGUGCAUUUAUAUGGGGUCUGUCUAAGAGAGCAGAUAAGCUCUUCACCAUCUAUACUCACACGUGACUGUGUGUCUGGAUUCCUGGGCAGGCGGUACAGAGUCCUGCUCUCGGGUGGGUGGCUGAAGGGUGCU
Molecule: messenger RNA, 7571 nt
Organism: Tupaia belangeri chinensis (Chinese tree shrew)
Lineage: Eukaryota; Metazoa; Chordata; Mammalia; Scandentia; Tupaiidae
Gene: BTBD7
Product: BTB domain containing 7
Exons: 11
Coding region: 126-3515 (1129 amino acids)
Biological process (GO): regulation of branching involved in salivary gland morphogenesis; morphogenesis of a branching epithelium
Molecular function (GO): protein binding
Source: RefSeq, a predicted model, not a curated record